Macrobrachium nipponense is the source of this 10980-nucleotide messenger RNA. RefSeq lists its product as uncharacterized. Bases 1806 to 9863 code for a protein of 2685 amino acids. The transcript has 9 exons. The record is from RefSeq and is a predicted model, not a curated record. Lineage: Eukaryota; Metazoa; Arthropoda; Malacostraca; Decapoda; Palaemonidae.
CUUGAAGGGACGGGCGCGUCGUGCGUUCGCGCUAGCGCGUCGCUGUAAGCCAGAAGUGGUGGGAGGGUUUUAUUGGGAGACAGAUGAUCCCUUCUCGCAGGUCGGUGUGACGAAGAGGCUGAAACCGCAGCUUCUGGAGUCAAAUACUCUUCUUCAGCAAACUUGUGAUUGGCGGUCUGGUCACCGAUCGCCAGAGAAUCACGCACAAACGCACUUAUUGCCAAGGAAUUAUGCAUUCAGACAAUCAGUUCUUCUACGACCUGGAGGGCUGUCGAGUUGGAAAACGAGUUUCCCCAUUGCGUGACUGUUUGCAGCGUGUAAUCGGCGGGAAAAUAUUGGAGAUCAGUACCACUGAAAAAGAAUUAGAUUAAGGGAAACGAUAAAAUAAGGUUAAAAUGUCUAUGCUAAUGAUGUACACGUUUUUAGUCGUGAUGUUCUUGGUGUUUUUUGGCGGCCUUUACUUCUGUUACUUCCGCAGGAGGAUUACGUUCAGUGAGUGAUUACGGACUGGAAAAACAAUAUUUUACGCGUUUUAUUUCUCAAAACGUAAGUGCAAUAUCACAACAUAUUUUUUUCUAGACCUAUGAACUGCAAAAGACUUCCAAAUCAUAAAGAAAGUACUAAAAACACUGACCCCACAAGACAAGAUAAAGAUAUUCCAAGUGCAACACCAGAACUCGUUAUUUCUCAAGACCACCUGACAUGGGAAGACCUCCGUAUCUUUGUGAAAGAAAGAAAGAAAGAAAGUAGCAUCUAACCACAACCUUCAAAUACGACCAAGAGUCCUCUUCAGAUGAAACAGGAUUUCAUCAUAGGAUCUUCUCAGUGUUCCCUCACUGGUCAUUUCUUUCGGCAACUAAGAUUACACGCGGUGGAAAAGACAUUCGGCCUCUUUGAAGGUUAUCAAAACAUUGGAUCAUAACACAACAACAAUUUUUCCCAGAAACGUAAAUUAACAUUUAGAAUUUAUUCAAGAGUUGUUAUGACUUCUCCUGAGCACUGAAUAGUAAACGCAUUAAUUGAUAUCCUUUUCGAAAAAAAAAAAGAUAUUUUCGUGACAUUUCUUUUGGAAUUAGAUUAAAAUUCACAGUCGAAAAAAAUGAGGUGAUCAUUUGCGAGACAAGUCAAAGUACACGAUAAAUAAUGUGGCGUCAGUGAAUCUAUACCUUCCUUUAGUCUGUCUGUAGCAAAUUACACCUUCUUGGCGGCCUCAAAACAAAAGAAGUUAGUAGCAAAUUAUAUUCUUCGGGACCCUCCUAAAGAUCUUUACAGAGAUCUCGUGUAUUUACUAAUUUCAUGUAUUUACUAAUUUCUUUAUGAAAAAUUCUGUUGGAAAAAAACUAAUUAUUUUAGUCGAGCUCUGGGAUUUAGGGGAAAAUUUUUAAAUAACUUAUACUUUGAUGCUCUUUAAAAAAGAUUUUGGCGAGAGGAUUUAUAGACACUAGUUAACAGAGAUCAAAGAUCUCAAGAGAUUGGCCUACCUGAAGAAGAAAUGGUCAAAGAGGGAGAAAGGAAAGAAUAACCGAAGAAUCGAGUUGCCUGAAUCUGCUACAGAGGCAGAUUAAAGGACCAAGGAGCAGGCUGAAGUUCCCUUGACAUUUUAAGAGUCAGAGAAUUACCAAACACAACGAGGCAAUUCCUCUUGCAAACCUUCGAAGAAGUGCAAAUCUAUCAAUGAAAUAAUUUUCAACAGACUUUCAGCCUAGUCCGAUUCUGCCAAAACGAAGACUACCUCAGUACAUGAUGGGUUGGGUGGCCCGUAAGGUUUCUUAGCCCAAAGCGCCUCGUCAAAACUACAGGGAAAGAUGGACUCGGGGCCAGGUCGGUGUUGGGUGUGCGACGGGCCGGGGAAACUGUGGUGCUCCGGUUGUCGUUUCGCCCUGUACUGUUCCUUGGCCUGCCAGAAGAAGGAUAAAGCUAGACAUCUGGAUGAAUGUUUCAACAGCAGCAAGAGACGAGCCCAUUGCAGCUACUGCGGGAGGGACGAAACGCUGGGGGGAGUCUCUUGCAUAGAUUGCCUCGUCUGCUGUUACUGCACCGACUCCUGCAGGAAGAUGGACUCGAAGAACCACAAGCCUGUUUGUCAGAAAGCGAGAGAAAAGGUACUUGAAGCAACCAAGAAAAUAGGUGACUGGAAUCGUCGCGCGAAGGGCAUCCCGCAGUACAUGGGCCGACUCAUCCAUGCUGUUGAUUACUUGAGAUGGAGCGAAAAUGAAGGGUCCAAAUUGCAGCAGAUAUCUGUAUUCGAAGCCACGAAACAGAAGAAAAAGGCAGAAGAUGAGCGCUCGAGAGAUUUGACGAAGGGGAGGAGAUCUACUCCAGAACUUACUCAGGAAAUAGGAGAAGAAUCCCUCAGAGUCCUGAUGCUCGGAGCUGACCUGAAGCACGUGCUGAGGACCCUCCACGACACUCCGGAUUCCUGUACGCAGGGCAUUGACAUCACACUUCUGGAUUCCAGUCCCCACAUUUUAGCCCGAAACCUUUUGGUGCUGUAUCUGCUCAUGCUCCCUGAUGCUCCAACUCCACUUCAGGAUCAAGCAAUGCUCAAGAUUCAUGCAGAAAGGGUCGUGAUGGUGUUCUACUCCCUUUGCUUGGACAUGGAAACCCACGCCCUUCUAUGCAACACGCUUCACAACCUUCUCAACAUGACUUAUAAGUCAUUCUUGCAUGAAAUGCGACAACAGGUUCAAAUUGAUGCAGUAACCUACACUCUGGUCCAGGCGGUUUGGAGUGGCUGGAUGAGCUAUGCAAACGACCCCUCAGCUAUGCAGAAACUGGACAACAUCAGGACUCUCAAGAUAUCUGGAAAGGUAGUCAAGGAUGUGCUUGGUCGUUAUCUUAAAUCAUGUCCAAAGGAACACCAUAAGGGGAUAUCGGACUGGAUAAAGAGAGGUUCCUUGAAAAAGCAGAAAGGGUGCCAUUUCCCUAACGUGACUCUCACUUGUUUCAGUCCUCUUAAGAGGGAAUAUUUAGACAAGUUUGAGGAUGUCAAUCCCAAGUGGUCAGAGGAGACAGAGUGGGUAAAAGCUGUAUCCCCUGAAGAGGACAUGAUUUAUGCUCCCCAUGGCAUUGAUAUGAUCUUUCAAGAUUGGGAUUUUGUCCUAGUAUGUAAAAAUACAAAAAAGGAGAGUAAUGUUGUAGAAAUGUAUCUAAAAUUUCUAACUCAAGUAUUCAAGAAAUCCAGCCAGAAACUAUUAAAAUCAAAUCAAGUCACCAUCAACUUUAUACGGGCAAAUGUCAGAGAUCUCAAGAGGUCACAUUCCAUCAUCAAAGGAAAGUUUGACAGAAUUGCAACAGGUAUCCAUGCUGACUUACUGGGAACCCCAUUUGUUUUGCAAGAACUAGGUGGUUUUCUAAGUACAGAUAACACAUAUGCAAGGCUCAUGACACACCACCGAGUAUGGUCUCUAUGUCUUAACUGGCAACAAGAUCAGCAAGCCCGUGAAAUGUUCCAGAAAUGUGCUAAAAACAAUAAGCCUCCCGAUCCAAUCAUAAUGUUGUCUUCUCGCUGGUCUACAUUCCGUCAUUUUCUCCAAGCAGAGCUAUUACACCACCUUCACGCUAUAGAUGGAAGGCCACUUGAAGUAGAAAAUGUUCUGCAUUUUCGAGAUGUCAGCCAUGCUUAUGACAUGUUACUUUCAGACUAUACUCACCAUUUAAAUCGAGUUGUUCCUUUCCGCUUUCGUCCUGAAAAAAGAAUGGUAAGUAUGGUAGAUUCUCGUCUACAUACUUUAGAGUGGCGUCGUGUUAGCCGCAGUAGAAGAAGCUCAGCACCAGCAGCCGCUCACCCAAAAGCCUUACCUGACACACAGAGUCCUGAAGUAGAUCCUGCUUCCCGAUAUGUUGAUAACCUCAUCACACUGUCAAGAAAUUCACCUGUCCCUGUCCCUCCUUCUCCACCCAGUUCUGAUAGUCGACCAACAAGUAGGCUUUGCAGUCGAGAAAGUUCGCUAUCCCCUUGUCCCCCAGACUGUUCAACACCCAAGGAUGACAGAGCAUCAAGACCGCGAACAUCUAAUCGCCCAAGACCAAGAAGCUUGUAUGUUUCUACACGCUGUAAGAGUCCAUUAUUAUCUUCAGAAUUUGAUUUUUGGGAGCAGCAAAAUCUGAUUGCAGAAAACAAAAACAAGAAAAAAGCAGUACGUUGUAGUGAGAUACCAGAAGGUAUUAAAACUCGGGCUCAAUUAUCUCUUGAGGCUGAACUUAAGCAAGCAAAAACAAAGGCUAAAAGUGCACCUGCAUCACCACAGACCAAAUGUAAACCAAGAAUGGUGAAAGAAAAGGCUAGCGUUUUUGAAAGGGGUUCUGCAGCACGAUCAACUUUUCCAGAAACUCGUAAGAAUGUGGACACUAUUACCCCAAGUACUCCAGUUAAAAAACUAGUGCUAAUGUUUUCAAAAGCAUUUGCAGCAAAGGAAAAAGAUCCUGAAAUUUCAAAACCUUUAAAAAGGAGCAAUAGCUUUCAUGUACGUCGAGCUUCAUUUGAGCAGGGUGACCAGCCAGGAACUUUACCAAAGGAUUAUACAAAUUCCUUGAAGAUAAAUAAAUCAAAGAAUGCUCUAGAGAGUGGUAUGUGCACACUUCCUAGAAAGUCCCGUCCUCACUCAAUUGAAGUAUCAAAAUUUUCUUACCUUGAAAGCUGCAUUGAUAAGAGAGCAGAAGCAAUACAUGCUGAAAAAGAAGUACAGGAGAAAGAAAAGAAAAAGAAGGAAAUAAAAAAGCCAUCGACUCUAAAUAUCCAAGAUAAUCAGCAUAACAAGAAGACCCAUGUAUCACCAAUCCGUAGCCUAAUUGCAGGAUUGAACACACUGAGUGUAAGCCCUGUAAUGCCUCGAGCUGCAAAACAACAUAAGAAGACUUUAAAAGAUACCAUCAGCAUAAAACGUGAUGAGCUUCGUCUGAUUAACCUAAGACCAGGAAGUCCUCGUCUAAGUAGUCCUGUAUCUGCUUCACCACCAUUUGAUUCUAUUGAAGCAAUGGACUGGCCAGAAAAUCAACCAAGUUUAGAUAAAUCUUCACAAAGAAAGACCCCUUCAGACUUUCCAAGAAAAGCUAUUGACUGCGCAAAGAAAACUCCAACAGAUAGCCCAGCAAGGACACCAACAGGGAGCCCAGUUAUUGCAAGAUCUCCAAUUAUCAAAACAUCUCCAUGUCCUUCACCUUGUCCUUCACCAUCAGUGCCUAGGAUGUUUGCCAACUUGAAAAAGUCCUUGCGGAAAAUACCUCACGAACCAGAAUAUAUUGCUCCACCACUCUAUAUAUCAAAAUCACCUACAAUAAUGCUGCACUCCCCCUCAUCAGAAAAUAUUGAAGGCCACCCUGAUCAUUCAGACAUGUAUGACCAACCAACAGGCUUGGCUGUGCUAAAGUUUAAUAAUGACGGCAGAUUGUCUAAGCUUGAAGAUAUAUUUUCUCCUAAGCCCUCUCCGGCCCGCAGUCAAGAAGACAUUCAUCAGAUGUUUGUAAAAGAAUCAAAAACUUCUGAAAAGGGACAUAAAUCAGGUCUCAGAGUUGAGACUAUAAAGCCAGAUAUCGAAACCAGAGUUUUUCAGGAGGACUAUGCUGAUAAUACUUCAAGAUUUUCAGAAGCAAAGAAGACUAAUGACUAUAAAAUUUGUGGCAAAAUUUCUGUUAAAGUAAAACAGAAGUUUAAGGAUGAUGAAAGUGACAAAUUUAACAGAGCAGAAACAGAGACGAUUAUGGACUCACAAAGAAAUGACAAGACAGAUACAGCAGAACCAGGUAAGUUCAAGGACAAUGAACAAAAAGGUACAUCUGACAAGGCAGAAACAGAGAAAGUUGUGGAGCCUGAAAUAAGUGACAAGUUAAAUAAAGUAGAAACAGAAAAGUUCGGGGAUCAGGAAAGAGGAGAGCAAAGAGAUUUGGGAACUAGUGAAAAAGAAGAGAUUAUGUCACCAGAAGAUCUAAUGGCCAUGACAUCUGCCUCUAUGUCAGUUUCUUUGAGUGAAGCAGACAAAGAGGUAUCAGAUCUCUUUUCAUAUGAGGAAUCCUUCUCUCCUAUAAAACCUAAAACGAAUUCUAGUGAUAUUUACUGUAACUCUGAGCCACUGGAGAACGAAGAGACGGCUUCUUCAGAGAAUGAAUACUCAGUUGAUAAAGGGAGAACCAGCAAUUGUUCAAUGCCAGCUCUUGAGCAUGAGGAAAUGAUGACCCCUACAAAAUCCUUCUCGGAGACGAAACACACAAACAGCCCAGUGAGCAUUGACAGCCCUAAUCCAGAGGAAACACAAGGAAACUAUGAUAACAGAAGCUCAUGUCAACCAGAUUCUCCAGAUGUGGAGGAUGAAUGCUCUGCUCCUGUUUACAAAAUGGUUGAGCGCUUUGCCCAACGUAUUCAAGCAGAACAAAUGCUGAUUGAACGUCCUGCAAGUCCUAAAAGUUAUAAUGUUAUAUAUAGGAACUCCUGGACCAAAACAGCAAGCGAGGUAGCAGUACAGGACAAAGAGACUGUUGAAAAUUCUGAUAAAACAAAGCCAAAACAGAAACCAGAGGCACUUUUAGAAACAGAACAACCCAUUGCCCCUCCUAGAAUGAAGUCCCCAGAAGUAAAAUCUAGUUUGAAUAAGAAAAGAAAUAAAAUGGACAAUUCUCCAAAAGUUGAAAGGUCAACAAAAUGCCAACAGCCUACUGCUUUGAAAGAGGACACCACGCAUAACAUCAAACUACACUCAACUUCAAAAGAUCAGAGUUCACCCCAAAUCAAAUUACGUUCAAUUUCAAUGAACCAGAGUUCGCCUAAAAUUAAAUUACGCUCGGUUUCAAAAGACAGAGGCCUAUGUACAAUUAGAACUAGUACUCACAUAGACAGUAAUACAGAUAUGUUAAGGUUUAAAAGUAUGGAAUCUGAAGAAUACGUGAGCUCACGUGACACUUCCAGCCCAAGACAUUCUUCAAGCCUGAGAUCUACACCAGUUAAAGAACUCUCAACAACACCAGUUAACAAAAUGGUGGAAAAAUUUGCAUUACAGAUCAAGGCUCAAUCAUUACCACCAUCACCACGAGCAGCUCGACCCCACUCAAUCGGCACCUUGAUCCAACAAGACUUUUUGCGAUUAUAUUCAGACAAUCCUCCAGGAGAUGAAUAUAGACUUGAAGAUGAUAUUCAUGAGAAUUUGUCUCUCACAAGUGAUUGCUGUGAAGAAACAAUGUUUGACAUUUCAGAUGAUGAAGAACAGAAAACAGGGGAUAUAUGCAUUGCAGCUGAAAAGAGCUUAAAUUCAAAAUGUGAUUCCAAGGGCAAACAGGAAAAUACUAGUACUGAAAAGAAAGCAGAACGGCAAAAAUCAGAGACCAAAGCUGAUGAUAGAGAAAAUGUAAGCUCUCCCUCACCAACUCAGCCAAAAGAGACUAAAGAAGAAAUAGAAGCUUUGCCCAACAAACAAGAACAAAGCACAUCAUCAAAUAAAUCAAGUGUACUCACACAAAGAGAAUCAAGAUUUAAUGAACGUCGCCAUGAGUUCCUCCAGAAGAUACGAGGAAUCAGUGAUAGCCCCAUUCCUCUCGGCAAGAAGAAAUAUGGAGAAAUAAAGGCAACCCUGAACAAGAAGAGAAAUAUACUACAAGGAGAGAAAAUAUUUGCUGAUGACCUAAAAAAUUCAAGGGCAAUGACAAGUAGUCCUCAGCUAGAGGAUAUGGCAAUUGUGAGGUACACCAUAAGCAUUGAUGAAGAGUCUAUAACUGAGCGACUGCGGACACCACCCAUCACCCCGAGAGAUGAUCCAGGUGGUGCUAUUGGCCUUGUAGCAGAUAGAGAAAGCCAUGGCAUAGAUGGAGAUUCUCAAGAACUCUGUUCAAAUGAAUAUAAGAGAGUUGAGGAGAUAUUGUUAAGCUCUAGCAGUAGAACUGCAUCCCCAGCAAUGCCAUCACCUAGAUUUAAUACAUUGCCAAGGAAGUCCAAAAGUAAUCGUGUAACUUCCCCAACAUCUUCACUGAAAAAAAUACCAGGGAAAAAGAAAGUAAUAGAAACUGACAUAUCUCAGCAUAAGGUACAAAUGCUGAAAUCAAGUCGGACAGGUGGAAUGGAUAAGAUGUCCUUUAGGCAUUUUGUUAAAACCAGCAUUGCCAACGAAGACUCAAAUAUUUCACAGUCUGAAACAAAUGUCGUAGAGAGUGGUACCCAAGUAAUUGAGUAUACAUCAGGUGAUAUAUCAACAGAAGAGUUUGAAUCUAAUCCUGAAGAUGUUGAAGAGGCAGUUGAGGCUAUUUCACUGACAUCAGAGGAUGAUGAGCCACCAAAGCUACCCAAGAAAAAGCCUAUAUCGUACAAUGAUGACAGCCAAGGCUCAGAUAAUAGUGAUAAUGGCUAUAAACAGUCUCCAAGGAGGAAAUCUCCUAGCGUUCCUGUACGAAGAAAAAGAUUACCAAGUACAAGAUCUCCAGCUGAUCUCAGAUCUCAGGAGGAAGGAAGAGCAAGCCCCAAGACUUCAAAUAAACAUUACAGUGAUGACAGCGACAUCGAUGAGGAUAACAAAAAUAAACCUAGUAAAAGCUCUAGAAAGAGUAGUAAUAAUUCAAAACGCUCAGGUGAAGAUCAAGUAAGGGUUUCCCCUGUAGGGUUAAGUUAUAGUGAUGAUGCUAGACAAAGCCCUGACAGUGUCAACUUGAACUUUAAGGUUGAGAUCCCUGAUACACCUUUAGAUGUCAACAGAGACAUUCGACGUUUUAUGUGGGGAAGCCUAAAGAAAAAGAAAUAUUCCAGCUCUAAAUCUGAAACCGAGAACAAAAAACAGGAUGAGCAACAAAGAUCCACAGAUGAAGGAAUUAUGUUAAAAUCUGGCGGAAUUAUGUUAAAAUCUGGCAAGAAGCAAGAUGAAAAUACAAAAGAUAUUAAAGUAGCUGUAGAAGAAGAAACGUCAGCUACAUCUGUGCCUGAAAUGACCAAAGAAGCAGCAGCCACACCAUGGCCUGAAAUGAAAGAAAAGGAAGCCAUAUCUGUACCUUUGCCUGAAACAUCAGAAAGUGAAGCAGAGCCAAAAUCUUUGUCAAAAGUGGUAGAAAAGGAGAAUGCUCCCAGAUCUUUGCUAGAAAUGAUGAAAACUCUGUCUGUGGAGGAUCUACAAAGUUGUAACGAGUGUACAAACAGUCCAUUGCCUGUGAAGAGGUCUGAUAAAAAAAUUGCAGAAACUUCACAAAAGAAAAAUACUGCACCUACAAUUGUCGCUAUGCUUCCAAAGCACAGAGCUGGUUCACCUAUAGUGGGUCUGCGGCUUAGCAGAGAAAGCGCAAGUCCCACAAAAUCUCCACCUCCAAGGACCCUGCCCAAACCCCGUAAAAGGGAUUCCACCGAAAGAUCAGGAUUUCAUUCAGUGGAUGACAUGUCUACAAUGAGAGUACCAUCUCAAACUGAUGAGAAGAACUUCCCUCAAAGAAACAGUGUAUGGGAUGAAAGACCUAGGUCAUGGGCAGGCAUGGACUCUCCAGAGGUCAUGGAAGCCCUAAUAGAGCAAGAUUCACUCACAGAAGAACCAUGUCCAUCUUCACAGCAGGCACAAGAGGAACAUACUGAUGCUACCUUCUUUUCAGAUGAAAACGAAGUCUUCUGUGAGAGUCCUCCUAUGAACGGAAAUGAAAUACAGAUACAGACAUGUGAGGAAAAACCCGAGGUGCGACCAAGAGCAGGUGUUCUUAAGAAUGGUAGAGACCGCAGUCGUGAAUCACGACGAAGUCUGAGGGUGUCUUGGGGUGACUUGCCUGAAAGAAUCGAGUCGCCUUCUGAGGACGACCAACAAGAGGAAAAUGAGAGGGAGGAGUCUGAGGAGCAUCAGGGCGGGGAGGAGGAGGAGGAAGAGGAAGGGGAAGAGGUGGAGGAGGAAGACGAAGAAGAAAGAGUUACUCAGCUGUAACAGGAGAUACAGAUAAUUAUGAUAAAGAACUUCUCCGUUUUUAUGCUGUUUUUCAAAUCUAUACAUCUAAGGUAUAUUUUGCUUUUUUCUCUCUAGCAUCUCACCCCAAUCAUAGAAUUUAAUUCUAUCUUAGAUUAUCAAGCUAAUGCAUUAACAUUCUCAUACACUGAUUACAGGCUUAGAACUGUUUGCUUAUAAACAAACUUUUUUCCCCAUAUGACCCAAAUGAAAUAAACCUUGCAACAAUCUCUUUCGUGCAGUUAAAUAACGAUAUCGGAAUUCCCAGGAUAGGAACUAGGGAGACUAUAUCACUAGAAAUCAUCUGAGGGUUUCAUAAUAGUAGUAGAAUAAUUAUAUAAGUUAGCAAUAGUUUUACCCGGCUUAUGUUGUUUUGCUCUUAUUAAAGUGGGUCCACACCAGGACCCACUUGGUCUACACGGUGUUCGAUGCGACGUCAAAAGCGCGGAAAGUCAAAACUUUCCCUGCUUCUGACGUCAAAUCCAACACAGUUCGUCCAGCAAAGCCCGACCGUGUGGGCGGGGCUUAACAGAAUUGAUCUCUCGGCAGUCUCGGAAUGUUACAAAAUUAAAUUCAGAUGCAUUUUGGACGCAUCACAGUGCCUUCCGAAAUGGAUAUUCAAAAUUAAUUUUCACGACUUAACGUCUUCCCAAUGUAAGUUCAAAUGUCUCUUGACAAAUCCCGGUGUCUUUCAACAGUAAUGGUCAAGCACUGACUCUUUGACAGCUUUCAGCGAUUGUCAAAAUUGUUAUAUCAUGAAGUAUACCUUUGCCCGCCAGAAUAUUUAUUCAGAGUGUGAGUAUGGACGGAAACGACAUACUGGCCAACGGACAAUACAAUCCAGAAUAUCAUCAAUUUAGUUACGAACAUUUCGACCUGAAGUGUAUAAAAAGUGUUCCACAUUUCAAAUUACUAUAGUGAAGUCUACAAACCCGCAUGCUGCUUUUGCCUUACAAUCAUAAAUGCAUGUGUACUGCUUGCUAUUCUCAAUUUACAUUUAUUCACUACCUUGUAUUUAGGCAUUUAUACUGUAGAAUCAUAAAAUUACGUAUAUACAGACACAAACACACACACACACACACACAUAUAUAUAUCUAUC